UAACUCCAUUGACCCCCCUCCCUCCCUCCCUCGCUUAUAAUAAAUCAAAUCUCCGCCACGGUUCGUGACGAAAAAAACAAAUAUUAGACUGUACUGGAGUGUAAUGAAAGGAGCGGUGACGCAGUGGUUAGCGCCUCGCGCUGUGAGUUAUAGCAAGCCCCUUCGCCAACCCGCACUGAACCAGCGUGGUGAAGUAUGGUCGAACAACCCCCGAUGAGCCCACACCACCUGGGGGAGACCUCCUUGCAGCAGCAGUGGGUUUGCUUGUAAACAAUAACAAUUUGUAUUGUCAACAUGAGCACUUGAGACGCGUAAUGGGUGCAAUGCACGUGCUCACACACGUGUGUGUGUGUGCGCAUGCUUAUUGACAUUGCACAAUUGCGGUUAAAGUCUUAGCAAAUUAUUGCGGGUUUUUUUUUACAGCGUAAUUGUGUUUCUUGUUUUGAUCAAAUGUUCAGUUUUGUUAUGAGAAUUCUGAUAGUAUUGUCGGUACUGUGUUUUAUCCCAGGUCUCUCUAUUGAAUAAGAGAACUGUGUUACGACAAUCCUGUAUAUCAGACAAGGUCUUCGUUUGUACGCGGCUGGCGGGCGAAAUGAAAGAAGAUUUUGACAGUACCCGUAGUUCGAGGCGGAUGUCCUGAACAUUCGUGGCAGCGGUGGGAGAAUGGGUUGGAGGAUCUUCUGCUGCACUCCCAAUCUGCGUCAAUCUCAGAGAAGAGCUCCAGGACCUCCGUCAUCUUAAUAAUGCCCUCGGUCUACAUUUCUGUGGAUGUUCAGAACCUGGCAAGCCGGGGGGCGGGGGGGGGGGGCGGGGGGGUUCCUCUGGACCUUUUUGUGCUGCCAGCCUAAUCUACCCACAAUGCCGCUACAACCGCCUGUUGGCUGCAUCUCUCAACAAAUGGAACGUUUGCAUCACAGCAUUGUCGACGAACUCGCGUGGGAUUUUAGCGUUGUAAAAAAAAACAUCAGAAACACCUCAUGUUUUUAAAUGUAACCCCCUUUUUUUACAUAUAACAAUCGAUCAAUUGUACACUUGAAAGUCUGGGAGCGAAUUGUGAAUUGUGUGGACAGUUACAAUAGAGUGGGGAUCUGCUGCCAAAAUGAAAUAUGACAGUGCUGACCGUUGCAAACCCCCGAAACAAAUAAAGCAACCGCUGCAAACAAUAGCACCGCUUCGAUACUCGAUGCCAGAUAUAUUUCGUGGAUACUCCCCUCUCAUGAAAAUUCACAUCACUGUAUAUAUCGCGCUUCCAAUAUGGAUGUAAUGAGUUCCUUCAAAUAAUUAUUUUAACAAGAUGGGAUUCCAAUGCGGGGAUAACAAUUGCUAAUCAUGGAAGGCGUAGGCUUAAAACUACACUUGAAAGAUCAGUAUCUUCCAAACGUCGUGUGAAACUCUGGAGAUGAAAUGAAUACCGUUGAAGAAUCAUCUUCUUGGCGAGAUCUGUCCUUACCGAUACUUGCGAAGAUAUUAAAACGUAGUGUGAGCGGCCCACAAAUGUGAGAGCUCCCAAAUUUUUCCAACACAACGUAAAGUGUUCGUGUGAAAUAAUCGAGAAAUGAGCGGGUCACGCCGAGUGAGGAGGGUGCACGUGUUCGUGGGUGCCCCCAUCGUUAACCCCGAUUGUUGUGACAUGAGGAACAACGUGCCGGGGUCGUCAAGACCUCCAACGGGCUUCCAGGAAUUCCUGUGCACUUGGCAAAAAUCCACGUCGCAGCUCCUGCUGAAAUGCACCUCAAGUGGCAGUGGCGGCGGUGACGGCAGGAUUCCAAUGUCGGCUUCUACAGCGGGAAGCGACGCGACCGAGCAAAGGGUGGACCGCGAUUGGGAGGAUGAGAGCGAGCCUUGCGUGAUGGACGGCUCCCAAGAACUCUUCGACUUGCAGCCGUCUCUGCAGGAGUACAUCGACAGCACGUUACCCGGGCCGUGCGACGACUUGACCCUCGGCAGCGCCGCCGCUGGCAACCAUCACAAAUGGUUCACGAAUCCAUCGGCGAGGACGUUGCAGGCUUCGGGGAUCCUCGCGAGCCAGUCCUCCGCCGACGACUAUUCCCAAGUAACCUUUCCUUCCCUUCUCACCCAGCAGCCGCCACUGGUUGCGGCGUCGGCCUCGGACCGGCUGCUAUCACCUCCGUCGUUGGCAAAAUGGAACGAGGAGCCCGGCGGCGGUGGUGGCGCCGGCACCGUCUGCGAGGAGUACCGGCGCGGUCACCCCAGUGGCCGUGACGUCGCGUUCAAGCGUGGCCUCGGUGCCGAUGCCGCGGAGCUCGGGCGCACCUCAUGCAGCUUCGGCCUAGAGGAGCUAAGUUUCGAAGCGUUUGGAUCGGGGGUUCUGUGCUCACAGGUCGUGCCGCCGACCCCCGUGGCGCUCGCCAAGCGCGGCGGAAAGGCGGCUCGGUUGAAACAACACUUCGUUAGGAAGAGGAAGUUGGAACAAGAGGUCAGAGGUCACGGCAAAGCCCUCAGAGGUGAAAAUAACAAAUUGGCGACUUGUGAAAAUGAGAAAGAUGCUUCCGUAAUUUUGAGUGGAAAUGAGAAAUGUGAAGUGGAAGCAUCCCACCCUUUAACCCAAUCCCCUUCUAUUGUUGAAACUAAAUAUGCUAUGGGGGGUGCUGGGGAAAUUAUAUCAGAAAAUCCACAAACACCAAUGCUGCCUUUGCCUGAAAUCAAUGAGUGUGAGCUUGCAAGUCAAGCCGAUUGGGUCGAAGAGGCGGUUUCAGCCACGGACCCAAAAACCGAACGGCCAAGAGAUGGCGAUGACAGUGAAGCACGGGCGCCGGCGCCGAUUGUCUCCGACCUGGGGAGGCUGCUGCAGCGGCAGCAGCAGCAGCAGCAGCGGCAGGAGAGGGCGGCUCGAACGCGGCGCGGCGACCCUCAAAUGCGCGCCGUCCACACCACCCCGCUCGCCGAAUGCACCGGUGGCGGCGGCCGCGGCGGUCCCGGCAGCGGCAGCGGCCGCGGCGGCAGCUUCGGCGCGAAGCGGCGGAACGUGCUGGUGGCCGUGCUGGCCUGCCUGCCGGUGCGAGACGUGCGAGUGAAGAGAGGCGCAUCGGCGGGUCGCUCCGUGCCGGUGGCGGGCGUGGUGGCCACGGACCAGUCGUUGGCGAGCGCCAGGGUGGUGAUGUGGAGGCUGGCGGCGUUCUGGGCCCUUCUGCUGACGCCGGGCGACGUCGUCAUGCUCACAGACGUUUGCCCCCAUAUGGACACGUGGAGGCAGGAGGAGGUACUGCAGCUGAGCCCAGCGAGCCGCAUGCUCAAGCUUGGGCUGUGGCCACUGGUGCAAGCCUCCCACUGGCGGGAGGUGGUGGACGUGCGCAAGUUGGACGCCCUGCUGCGCCACCUGUCGGAGCGCCACCCGCACCUGGGAGUGGUGGGGCCUCGCCUGGGCCUGGCUCACACGUCGAGCGUGCGCUACCGCGACCCGCGCACCUCUGAGCCCGACUCCAUCCUCCAUUGCGCCGGCCGGGUUACCGGCGUCGUCACACGCACAGAGUGGGACCCGUACACGCUGAACGGAAGAGCGCAGGCCGGCUACGGGCGACUGGUGGCCACCGCGAGGCUCCAACAGAGCUCCAGGGUGGAGCACACCCUCCAGCUGACGGGCCAGGCCGCGUCGUGGGCCGGGCACAUCCGCAGAGCGCCCCUUGACACCAUCUGGGCCUUCCACUACUUGGUGGUGCGCAAAGACCCGGCAGUCGCCACGGAGAUAGAGCUGUGGAGCACGCCGCUCUCGUCGUGCGAGCGCCUGUUCCCCGACGACCCCAGAGCUGCCCUCUGCGCCGACCUCGUGCCCGAGGGAGCCGUCGCCCGGCCCUCCAGCCUGGCCGGCCUGCUCGCCGCUCACAUCACAGGCCGCGUGGAGGUGACGGCGCGCGUCGCCUCCCUGCUCUUCCUCCGCGCCGGCCGCCCGCCGCGCGGACGGCAGCCCGGGGGUCAAGCGGAGCGGCCCGGAGACGGCGGUGGCGGCACCCGCCCCGCCGGCCUCCGCGUCGACGCGACGACGCCGCUCGUCGCCGUGGCUGCGGCUCUGCCGGGCCUGCUGCUGCGGGGCUGCGCGGGAUGCGGACGCGAGCUGUGGGAGGAUGCCCUCGGCGUCGUGGCGCCGUGCCUGCCCUGCGCGCCAAGGGCCACGCGGCUCUUCUACCCGCCGGCGGUGCUGUGCGUGACCGACGGAGUGGAACGCGUGGAGGUGCACGUAUCCCCGCGUACCGUCGAGAAGCUGCUUCUCAACAUCCCCCCCAGCUGGCUGCACAGACCUGCAGCCUCUCCGACGUCCCCGUCGUCCAACUCGUCGGGAUCGUGCGCGCAACGGGCGCCGGCGCCGGACGCGGCGAGGCAGCGAGGGGGAGCCGGGGAGAUGGCGACCCCGGCGAGGGAGGUGGUCGCGGAGGUCAGGGAGGUCGAGGAGGUCGUGGGGGCGGGAGAGCCGUGCGAAGGGCAGAGGAAAAGCGCGGCCCAGCAGCCGCCUCGCUGCCACUCCGCGGCCAAAAACGGCUGCCUCGACUCCCCCUCUUCCCCGUUCUCCUCCUCUUCGACGGAGCCAUCGCAUCCGAGGGUCGGGCAGGUCCGGGCGGCGGAGGCGGUCGCCUUGGCAGCUCGCGGCGACGGAGCCGGGGAGUCGAGCCGAGGCGCCGAGGGGAGCGCGGCACGAGCCGCUGGCGUCGUUUCGGCGGCCCCGCCGGCACCGCGCGGCCUCCCCCAGGACGGGCAGGGCUGCCGGCCCAAGCGAGAGGCCUCCGGCCACGCGGAGGCGAGGGUGUUCGAGGCGGGAUCACGCAACGAGCGCGGCGAGUUGCAGUUGAAUCGCCCUGAGCAGCAGCAGCAGCAGCAGCGCGACGGCCGAGACGCAGGCAACGCAAGCGGCCCCCAGCCGCCGCUCCGUGGCCACGAGCCCAGGACCCCCCCCUCGGGGACGUCCCCGGUGCACGUCUACCCGGAGGUGAACCUGGGAGGCGGCGGCGGCGGCGGCGGCGGGAAGAAGAGCACCAAGGCGACGAGGGCGAGCAAGAAGUCGAGCGGCUCGGGCAACCGGGCGCGCAGCCCCACGGCGUCGUCGUCGGCGGCGGCGGCGGGCGACGAGGACGAGGGCAGCUCGGGCGACGAGGAGGAGGACAAGUCGCCGGUGCGCGAGGUGCGCUGGGACGACAAGGGCAUGACGUGGGAGGUGUACGGAGCCUCCAUGGACGUCGAGGUGCUGGGGCUCGCCAUACAGAAGCACCUCGAGCAGCAGAUAGAGCAGCACUCGCGCGAGCGCAGCACACGCAGCGACAGCACCGUGGCCGCCACGCAGCAGCCGCCCCAGCAGGAGCAGCAGCAGCAGCAAGCGCCACCGCUUCAGAAGCAGCAGCAGCAGCAGCAGCGGCAGGCGUCGCAGAACGUGCGCCAGCCACGGUGCUGCACGCGCGCCAACUCCAUCGCGGACUGA
This is a messenger RNA of Petromyzon marinus (sea lamprey), 5422 nucleotides long. The record is from RefSeq and is a predicted model, not a curated record. Lineage: Eukaryota; Metazoa; Chordata; Hyperoartia; Petromyzontiformes; Petromyzontidae.